AUGAAGUUCUUCGCCGCUACCCUUGUUUCGUCUCUCCUCGCCAUCGCGAGCGCUGCUCCUGCGCUGCAAUGCUUCGAGGCGCAGAAAUUCGGUGGCGUCACCGUCUCCCCUAGCACCUUUGCCUCGGGUGAUACCGUCCAGAUUGAUGCGGACUUCAGAUGUGCAGUCGAGUACUACGGCCACAUCCCCAAAUACACCGACUACUACAUCGAGGUCCCCACGAACAAUAACGGCAACGAGCCCCCCAUUCUGCUCGCUCGUCGUGAGCCUGCUGCGGGCGCUACGUCGGACUCGUUCACAGUUCAGAUCCCUCACGCGUACUACUUCAAGGACGCGAACUACGACAUUGUCAUGGACGUGACCUUCGCGUCUAACGGCACUGACGGCAGCCCCUACUACUCCGUCGGUGGCGUUGAGGCCGGUGUCAUCAUCACGGAUGCUACGAACUAG
Gloeophyllum trabeum ATCC 11539 is the source of this 450-nucleotide messenger RNA. RefSeq lists its product as uncharacterized. The transcript is spliced from 3 exons. Bases 1 to 450 code for a protein of 149 amino acids. NCBI's taxonomy places the organism in Eukaryota, Fungi, Basidiomycota, Agaricomycetes, Gloeophyllales, Gloeophyllaceae. The record is from RefSeq and is a predicted model, not a curated record.